Molecule: messenger RNA, 1383 nt
Organism: Adineta ricciae
Lineage: Eukaryota; Metazoa; Rotifera; Eurotatoria; Adinetida; Adinetidae
Source: the annotation of a GenBank genome assembly
AUGUCGUUUUACACGAUUCAACGUCUCUCUGAUAUACAGAAUGAAUCAGAUCGUAUGUUAUCGCCAAUUGACGCUUAUCUGAAAUGUUCUAUUCUAACGUUGGACUUUAGUGUGAAGCCAUUGGAAAGUUUAAUUCCAGAUAUUACACAUAAUGCAAGGAUAGCGAAAGAAAGAACGAAGCAAUAUCCAGUAGAUGGUUUAACUCAAGAUGAAUCGGCAGCUAUUUAUUUAUAUACGAUGGAAUGGAAACCAAGUAAACAGUCACUGUAUUUCUAUUUGAAUAAUGCUCUUCGUGCUCAGAAUCGUCGUCUCUUGACACCAUAUGCUGCCUACCUUAAAUUGAUUCUAUCCGGUUUACAGAAAUUACCGUCGAUAGCAGAAAAUGUAUGGUCUGGUGUCGAGGCUGACCUGAGUUCACGAUACCGUGUUGGAAGUACAAUUGUAUGGUGGGGACUAAAUACGUGUGUAAAGUCUCCUCAAAUGCUCGAAUCAGCCGAGUUCUUAAGUGGAAAUGGUACGAGAACUAUAUUCACGAUUGAAUGUAGAUCCGGCAAACAAAUUCGUCAGCAUUCAUAUUUUCCAGAAGAAGAUGAAGUUCUCAUUAUGCCAGGCACACUAUUUGAAGUGCGAGCUGAAACUAAUGCUGCACCCGAUCUUCACGUUAUACAUUUAAAACAGGUGGAAUCGAAAUGUCCUUUCGCUCCACCACAUCCUUCCCAUAUGAGAAAACCCUAUCACAAUUCAGAACUGGAAAACUUAAUUCACCACAAAGCCAGCGUUCAGUUUGCUGAGUUCCGAGACAAAAGUUUGAACAAUGAAGACGUCGACAUUAUUGCUAGUGAAUUAGUAAAAAAUACGUACUGGCAAGACCUUAGUUUAUGUGAAAAUAGCAUUGGAUCGGUUGGUGCAGCAAGCCUUAGCAAAGCACUUUUGACGAAUUCAACAUUGAAGCAACUUCGACUAGUUAAUAAUGGACUCGGAGACGAAGGCGUUGAGUACAUAGCCUUAGCAUUACACGUUAAUACAACCUUAGAAUGUUUGUAUAUGCAAGGAAAUAAAAUAUCCAGUACAGGUACGAUGAAACUGUCUGUGAUGUUAAAAAUCAACAAGUCGUUAACGUAUAUACACCUGAGUGAUAAUAAUAUUGGUGACGAUGGUAUGGCAGCUUUGGUAAAAGGAUUACGACUGAAUAAAACACUCAAACAUCUCGAUUUAACUAAAAAUAACAUUACGAAUCGAAGUGCGGAAGUGAUUGAAGAGAUUUUCUCACAGAAUCAAACUCUUCUUUUUCUCAAAUUAAGUGAAAAUUUGUUUUCAAAUGAAAUUAUAUUUACAUUAUCUCAAACAGCAGAACAAAGCAACACUUGUGUUUAUUUCACAUAA